Penicillium diatomitis is the source of this 198-nucleotide messenger RNA. RefSeq lists its product as uncharacterized. Bases 1 to 198 code for a protein of 65 amino acids. The record is from RefSeq and is a predicted model, not a curated record. Lineage: Eukaryota; Fungi; Ascomycota; Eurotiomycetes; Eurotiales; Aspergillaceae. The transcript has 2 exons.
AUGGGACAAAGAAAAGACAGACUUGCUGCUGCUCUGCUGGCGGAGCUGGCGGAGCGUCAGCUGAUCUCCGAGCGUGACGCAGCCCUGCAGAUUGAAUGUGACGGUGGACAAAUCAAUCCGCUCUGCCGAAUCGAGACUGGUAACAAUGACGGCCGUUUCAUUGCUCGAAAGCUGGAACCACCCAUCUACGCGGGAUAA